This is a messenger RNA of Micromonas commoda, 2797 nucleotides long. RefSeq names its product choline transporter like family. Gene Ontology annotation, molecular function: transmembrane transporter activity. The coding region runs from base 476 to 2578 and encodes 700 amino acids. Lineage: Eukaryota; Viridiplantae; Chlorophyta; Mamiellophyceae; Mamiellales; Mamiellaceae. Gene Ontology annotation, cellular component: membrane. Gene Ontology annotation, biological process: transmembrane transport. The transcript has a single exon. The record is from RefSeq and is a predicted model, not a curated record.
GUGCGGUUGCUGCGGCAGUCCGUGAGUAUUCCCCCGCCCCGCCCGCCAUCUCCCGCUCGACGCGCGAACCCCCGACCCCGAACCCCCCGCGGCUCCCACGCGAAGGCGGGUUGCGCUCGCCAGCACGCGCGCAGUCUGACCGGGGGCGUCAACGGUUUCCACGCGCGCCCGUCGUCGCGGGGGCGCCGCGCGCGGUCCGCAUCGCGCCGCGCCGCCGCGCGCGCGGCUCCUCCCGCGCGGUCGUCCCACGAAUCCACCGCGCGCUACGAACCCGUCGAGCGACGCGCGACGCUCGCGCCGUGCGGAUCACCCCGCGUCGCCCGGCGGAGACGCGCAACCCUCCUCGCGUUUCAACCCAGAUAUUUUUUUCAAAUCAAACCCGCCAGCCGUUCGCGCCGGGAGACUGACGAACCGAUCCCCGACCGCCCCGAAUCGAUCCAGCCCCGUGGACGAGGCCGCCACCGGCGAUGACGUCAUGAACAGGAACCGUCGAUGCACCGACGUCCUCUUCCUCCUCCUCUACGUCGCGUUCAUGAUUGUGUUUUUCAUCAUCGGCAUCGUCGGCUUCACCGGCGGCGACCCGCGCAUCUUACUCUACGGCACCGACUACGAGGGCAACCUGUGCACGGAGGAUUUACCGGUCCGCUACUGGGUCAACCCGCUCGAGAUAUACGAACUCACGCAGGCGACGCACACGUACGACAUGAAGGACGUCAAGUCCAUCUGCCUGAAGGACUGCCCCUCCACGGGCGCGUCUGGACUGAACUGGGUGUGCAACUAUCCCGACUCGGUGGACGGCCGCGGAUACGCGGGCAUGACGCGCGCGGAGUGGGCCGCCAACAACUACGACUACUACUCCUCACUCAGCGCCGAUCUCAAGAAGGAUUCGCUGAACAACAAGGGCCCGUGCUACCCCGUGCUCCUGCCCACCGUCAACAACUACGAGUCGUGCACCUAUUACGGCAACAGCUCAGCCACCGCCGUCACGGCGCUGGGUGUGGAGCACGUGAAUAACGGAUGCACGGCGUCAACCUGCGAUUACGAGCUGCUCGCAGUCGGACCCAUGGUCGCGACGCUCUCUUCCACGGUCAGCGACUUCCUCUCGACCCCGAUGGCCACGUUUGAGCGAUACAUCGACGACUUUUCGCAGGCGUGGGUGGUCCUCCUCGUCAUGGGCUUCAUCGCCCCCGUGGUUCUCUCCUUCGUCUGGAUGGGAGUCCUGCGCUACUUCACCGGGCUGUUCGCGUACCUCAUCAUUUUCAUGGUCAACGCCAUGGCGAUCGUGUGCACGCUCUACCUGUACAUGAAGGCUGGCGUCAUCGGCUCCGAUCAGGUCACCGCCUAUGUCGGCACCGACAUGGGCGAAAACCUGGAGGGAUACACCGACCCGUCCGAGGAUAACCAGGAGGUGAUGAAGUACUGCGCGCACGUCGCGCUCGCCAUCACGAUCAUCCUCUUCCUCUUCACGCUGCUCAUGCUCAAGCGCGUGCGCACCGCGGUGGCGGUGAUCAAGGUUGCGACGCAGGCCAUCGGCGGCGCUCCCAGCGUCGUAUUUUUCCCCCUCGCGCCGGUGUUGGCGUCGCUGCUCUUCGGCGCGUGGUGGAUCGCCGCGGGGAUCUACAUCUACUCGUCGGGCGAGAUAAAGCAGCAGACGUGCACGUUGGAGGCGGACAAGGCUCCGAUGAAGUACUGCGCUAACCAGACGGCCGUGCCCAACGCGAACUGCCACUGCGGCUACGAGUCCGUCAUGGACGAGUCUCUGCAGUACACGCUGCUGUACCACCUCUUCGGCCUGCUCUGGACCACGCAGUUCUUCCAGGCGAUGUCGUUCCUCACCCUGGCGUCGGUGUUUGCCACCUACUACUUCCGCGGCGGAUCCUACGGCAGCUCAAUCUCCGGCUGGAUCAACACUCCCGUGAUUCAAGCGUUUCGCAAGAUGUCGUGGUUCCACGCCGGCUCAGCCGCGUUUGGCUCGUUGCUCGUCGCCAUCCUGCAGUUUAUCCGCAUCAUCGUCGCGUACAUGGUGCACCAGCUCAAGAAGGCUGGCAAGGACAACCUCCUGGUCAAGUACGCCGCGUGCUGCGUGCAGUACUGCCUGUGGUACCUGCAGAAGAUCAUCGAGUGGAUCAACCGCAACACGUACAUCCUCAUCGCCAUCGAGGGCAAGUCGUUUUGCGCAUCCGCGAUGGAGGCUCUCUCGCUCAUCUUCAACAAUCUCGCCACCGUCGGAGCCGUCAACGUCAUCGGCGACGUCCUGCUCUUCCUCGGCAAGCUCUCGGUGUCGCUCACGUGCGGCGUUCUCGCGUUUCUCUACCUCGACGACGAUGCUUACGCCACCGGAGACAACAAGGUGUCCUCGCCGCUCCUCAUCGUCAUCUUCUGCAUCAUCUUCGGGUUCGUCAUCGCCGGACUGUUCAUGUCCGUGGUGGAGAUGGCCAUCGACACGACGCUGCUGUCGUUCUGCAAGGAUUGCAAGCUUCACGGAGGCAAGCCCAGGUACGCGCCGCCGCUGCUGGAGCAGGUGCUGGGCAAGUUUGAGACAAAGGCGGAGAAGGAGGCCAAGAAAAAUAAGGCGUAAACCCACAGACGCCAAAUGACGCGAAGAGGAAGAGGCGCCAAAAAGAACUGUCACUUUUCGGGCUUUUUGAGGGCGCGCCGCCGCAGAGAAAUCCACGGCUGCGGAUUCUCUCGAUUUUGGAUUGCGAUUCGGUGACUGGAUCGGUGUCUCUGAUCCGGUUGAAAUGCCAAAUAGCGAUUUAACCGUAAACUCGUAAAACGCGUGUCAGUCUUUCAUACU